UACAUCAUCACAUUCUCACAUGGCAGAGUUAAGCGUUUCUUCUCAGUCCUCCUUUCUCCUCCUCCGACCCAAAACCGGAAUUCUCCACAACCCCCGAACCGCCAUUUCUCUUUCUCUAAGCGGCGCCGGAGCUCCGCGCCUGCGAUUCGCGGCUUCCUCCGGUCAAGCUCGUAGCUUGAGGCUCGGGGUGGUCUCCGAUCCUACAGCUCCCAGCUUAUUCACCGUUGAUUCUGGCACUAAGGGUAUUGUGAUCGAGCCCGAGAUCGGCGGCGGCGGCGGAAACGGAGGCGAUUCUGGCGGGAGAGGCGGCGGAGGAGGAGGAGGGGAUAAUAGUGACGAUAGAAGCGAGGAGGGAGCUGACGAUAGUAGCAAGAAGAAGGGGAUGUCGAUGUCUCAGAAACUAACCCUAGCUUAUGCUCUGCUUAUUGGAGUGGGUGGCGUUAUGGGCUUUUUGAAGAGCGGCAGCAACAAGUCACUGUUGGCAGGAGGAAUAUCAGCAUCCUUACUCUAUCUUGUUUAUACUGAGCUUCCUAAAAGAACAGUUUUUGCAUCAUCUCUUGGGCUUGGGCUGUCUGCUGCCCUUCUGGUUGUGAUGGGCUCUCGUUUCAAGAGGUCAGGGAAGAUAUUUCCAGCCGGCGUUGUAUCUCUCGUGUCACUCAUAAUGACUGGUGGCUACUUUCAUGGAAUUCUACGUGGCAUGCACUGAAAUAUGCUUGAUGUAAUAAUAUGAGUUACUAUGAUAUUUUGGAUAUUUCCCCCACUUUUUCUUGUUAAAUAUCUGGUAUUCAAUACCAGAUCUCUAGAGUAUAAACAACUUCUAGACUUUUGACUGUAGGAUGUGGUGCUUGAAAGUUUUAACUUUUAUAAUGAAAUUUUAUGUUUGCUGAUUCUA
Molecule: messenger RNA, 892 nt
Organism: Rosa rugosa (rugosa rose)
Lineage: Eukaryota; Viridiplantae; Streptophyta; Magnoliopsida; Rosales; Rosaceae
Product: protein FATTY ACID EXPORT 2, chloroplastic-like
Exons: 3
Coding region: 20-706 (228 amino acids)
Cellular component (GO): membrane
Source: RefSeq, a predicted model, not a curated record